This is a messenger RNA of Tachysurus fulvidraco (yellow catfish), 1562 nucleotides long. RefSeq names its product proline rich 18 (gene prr18). Lineage: Eukaryota; Metazoa; Chordata; Actinopteri; Siluriformes; Bagridae. Bases 140 to 931 code for a protein of 263 amino acids. The record is from RefSeq and is a predicted model, not a curated record. The transcript has a single exon.
UCCUUGUCCCGGCAGUAAAGCUUUACCCUGCUGGGGAGCUGCGUGUCACUGCAAGCGAAUGGCUCGGUCCAGUUCUCUGGCUAACUAAACGCUGCGCUUUUAUUGCUCCACAAAUACGCGCCGUAACACAGCCGAUAAGAUGCCUUUUCCACCUAUAAACCUCCAUUCGCGGAUAUCGUCGCCAGGGAAAGAUCUGUUCAGGAAGAAGAAACCCGGCACGACUGUUGUUCUUCCUCAGUCUUUGCUCAGUCAGAAGCCGCGCGAGGAGAAGGAACCGGAGAAGGACAAACUGUCCACGUCUUGGCCUAGUUCCAAUCUGAGACAGCUGGGACGUAAACCACAGCAGCAGCAGCAACAUUCUAGCAAAUUUCCCACAGACUGUUCAGUACCAAACCUUGACGUCGUGGACGUGAAAAGCGCGUGGCUGAACGCGUGCAAACCGCUGGGUGGCUCGUGUGAAAGCGUGCCGCGCUCCAGCUCCGGGGAAUCCGGGGCUCGGCGCGCAGUCGCCUACGGCAAAGAAGAGCUGGAGCAGGAGGUGCAGUUCUCCCUCAGCCUCACCCCAGAAGCCAUCCUCGUCAUUCAGAAACGCAACCUCGAAAAACAGAUGCUGGCCAAGCAGCAGAAGUGCUGCGGGUCCACGGACGCCAGACACCGCCGGGCUGCACCGUCCAAAAGGGCGCAGGGCGCGUCGAAGAGCACGGGCCCCGCCGUCAAACUGGAUAGCUCGAAUGACAUCAGCGCGAUCGUGAAGAUAUCACUGCUCAACGACCAGCACAAGUACGACGACGUUGAGUACGAAGAGGAGGACGGAGACGUGGACGAGACGGUGAUGCGGAAAUGUAAAGAGUGGCUGAAAGGUGUCGAGAGCGCAGCCGCCUUCAGCAAAGUGGACAAACUCACUGCUCUGCCUCAUCUCAAGAGCUGCUGAUGGAAGCCACUGUGAAAACCACAUCGGAAUGGUUACCCUAAAAAAAUAUCAAUGGACUGAAAUCUAAUUUCCUCUUGCUGUAGCCUGUUGAUAUGGAUGGCACUGUGUGUCUGUGUCUGUCAUGCGGCCCGUUGGCCCUUUAUUUCCACUCAGGUUGCGUUCUAAAUGUAGCGCCAUUCAGUCACACUCGGAUAAACCGAUGUCCAUGUUUUGAAGCUUCGGUACCUGUGCUCAUCAUGCACAGUCAAAGCCACAGGUGUUGUGCUGGGUAUUUUUUGGCAUGGAUAGGCUUUGUAAGUGCGGAUGUGAUGCUACCGUUUGGGACGCAGCUUCCCACUAGCGCGACGCUUUCCUUUGUGCCAGAAAUCAAAGACAGUGGGACAAACUUUACAAUGCAGAAUUCACAAAUGUGUGUGUGUGUGUGUGUGUGUGUGUGUGUGUGUGUGUGUGUGUGUGUGUGUGUGUGUGUGUGUGUGUGUGUGUGUGUAAAAAGCCUAUACACGGAGAAAAUGGGUUUGAUAAAACCAGCUUUGUACAGUAUUUAUUUAAUAACGUUAUGUUGUGUUUGUGUUUUAGCUCAGACCUUGUCAUUUUUAUGAUUUUUUUAUUAAAUAAAGUGUAUUACAUCCAG